UACCUUGACGAAAUAUGAUGUCCAAGGUGGCUCAUGGCAUUGUUUUAAAUAUGCGGUCAGGACUUCUGAGGCUCGAGGCUUCAGUAACAGGCGGUCUUUCAGCUUUACGUAACAAAAGCAGAAAACCCUCGCUGACGGAGCGCUUUAACCUCAAGGAGUCCUCGGUGUCCAAUGAGCAGUUGCUUACCUACGAGGUCGGUUCCAAAGAGCGAACUGACCUUGAGUUCGCCCUGCUGGGUAUCCUUAACAAAGUGGAGCCUGUGCCCAUCGUGAUCGAUGGCCAGGAGUACUCUGCCACUGAAGAGUUUCAACAGGUUCUCCCCUACAAUUUUCAGCAGCCCAUUGCCCGCUAUAGCCAUGCCCACCGUGUCCUUAUUAAUGUGGCCAUCGAAAAGACUCUGCAGGCGCAGGAGGAAUGGGACAAGACCAAGCUGAGUGAAAGGAUUGCAAUCUGGGAAAGAGCAGCAAAGUUAAUAGCCGGCAGAUAUCGCACUGACAUCGUAGCGGCCACAAUGCUUGGCCAGGGCAAGACCCUUCGUCAGGCGGAGGAGGAUGUGGCCGAGUUGGUGGAUUUAAUGUGGAUUAAUCCCAUCUUUUUGCGGGAAUUGGCCAACUACGAACCGAUCAAUGAUUCACCAGGAGCCUGCAGGAAUUUAAUGAGACUACGAGGUCUUACAGGCUUUGUGGCUGCCAUUAGUCCUUUCAACUAUACCGGCUUAGCCGCCAAUCUGGCCUUUAUGCCUGCCUUGAUGGGCAAUGCGGUGUUGUGGAAACCCUCCGAUUCGGCCAUUCUUUCCAACUAUUACGUUUUCGAGGCAAUGCGUGAUGCAGGUUUACCCAAUGGUGUUGUGAACUUUUUGCCAGCCGAUGAGAUAACCUUUGCCACCGAGGUGACUCAACAUUCAAAGCUGGCAGGUAUCAACUUCACUGGGACUUCAGCGGUGCUCAAGGUGCUGUGGCAAUUGGUUGCCUCGAAUCUCAACUUUUACGAGAACUAUCCAAGAUUGGUUGGUGAAGGUGGUGGCAAGAAUUUCCACUUUGUACAUCCCUCAGCGGAUCCCGACACAGUGGUGGCCUGUACCAUAAGAUCGGCCUUCGAGUAUGCCGGCCAGAAGUGCUCCUCCUGCUCGAUGUUGUAUGUCCCGGAAUCGCUGUGGAAGGAUCAAAUAAUGGAGCCAUUGGUGAACACCACCGCCUCCUUGUGCGUUGGCCAUGCCACCUACUGUGAUUGCUUCUGCUCGGCGGUGAUCAAUCGAAAGGCCUACGAUCGCAUCUUCAUGUGGCUGAGAUACAUUACCCAGAGUCCAAGCUGUGAGCUCCUUACCGGUGGAACGUGCAACAAGCAGCGGGGUUACUAUGUGGAUCCCACGGUGGUGCUGGUCAAAGAUCUGGAUAAUAUCAUCUGUAAGGAGGAACUGCUGGCCCCCAUUCUAGGUGUCUACGUUUAUCCCGACGACCAGAUUGAAGAGACAAUGGCCAAGGUAGCGGAGAUUAAUCAUGGACUAAUUGGAGCUGUUUUUGCCAGAGAUAAGGACUUUAUUACGAAGGCCUACGCGGCCUUCCGCUCCAAUGUGGGUAACCUGAAUGUCAAUGACAAAUCCACGGGUUCCAUUGUGGGACAGCAGCCUUUUGGAGCGGGUCAUAUGACCGGUACCAGCGAUAAACUGGGAAGUCCUUUCUCCCUGCUGCGGUGGACCUCACCACAGGUGAUCAAGGAGACCUACAAUGCACAUGGGAAUAUCUAUUAUCCCUUCAAGCAGAUACCAGACCAAGAUGAAAGUCUUGAGAAAAAAGAUAAACACGCCGGCGAGAUGAACAGCGAUGCGAUGUAUCUGGGAGACAACUCCUUGGAGGCCUUUAAUGGGGAUAACAAGACCAUAUCAUAGUGCCAUUCCAAAUCAUAUUAAUUGAAGAAAUAAUUCCAAAUUUUUUGUCCUACCUAAAUUUAAUAAAAAUCAUUAUUUAGUUUUGUAA
Molecule: messenger RNA, 1974 nt
Organism: Drosophila serrata
Lineage: Eukaryota; Metazoa; Arthropoda; Insecta; Diptera; Drosophilidae
Gene: P5CDh2
Product: delta-1-Pyrroline-5-carboxylate dehydrogenase 2
Cellular component (GO): mitochondrial matrix
Molecular function (GO): L-glutamate gamma-semialdehyde dehydrogenase (NAD+) activity
Source: RefSeq, a predicted model, not a curated record